Molecule: messenger RNA, 2488 nt
Organism: Alosa sapidissima (American shad)
Lineage: Eukaryota; Metazoa; Chordata; Actinopteri; Clupeiformes; Clupeidae
Product: heme transporter hrg1-A-like
Exons: 3
Coding region: 381-815 (144 amino acids)
Biological process (GO): heme transport
Cellular component (GO): plasma membrane; lysosomal membrane
Molecular function (GO): heme binding; heme transmembrane transporter activity
Source: RefSeq, a predicted model, not a curated record
UUAUCAUUGAUGGUUAUUUUCGAGGCCACCUUUGGUGCUUAGAUUGUAAACAUGGAAAACAAUAUAGCUGCUAGCUGUCAGUAAUGCUCGAUAAAGACACGACACUGCAACUGUCGCUGUCUUGCAAUGAGCCCUUAAACCGUUCAGAAACGGGAAUAUUUAUAAGCCGUCUCUUCCCGGAUAAUCAGUAGUUCAGGAUAACGCGCUUCUUGAUUGAUGAACGGGUGUUUCAUAAUAGCCUACCAUUUUUUUUAGAGUAGCCUAGGUGACCCUUCGUGUUUUAUGUAUUCACGGUUUAGUUAAUAUAGGCCUAAGUAGUUAACUUCUGUCUUUGCCGGGAUCGUUUUUAUUGAGUGACUGCUGUCGCAAUCGGCAUCCCAAUGGCGAUUAAUAAAACAUACAUCAGUAUAGGCUAUGCUGCCUUUGGCAUGGCAAUGGGAUUCUCCGCUUUUCUGGUGUGGAAUGUUGCAUAUAAACAACCAUGGACAGGAGCAAUGGGCGGCUUGUCAGGUGUGCUUGCCCUCUGGGCACUGGUCACACACAUCAUGUACCUGCAGGACUACUGGCGGACCUGGCUGAAGGGGCUUAAGUUCUUCCUCUUCAUUGGGAUCUUCUUCUCUGUCCUGUCCAUCAUCGCUUUCAUUACUUUCCUCUCGGUGGCCAUCACGCGUAAAGAAUCUCUGAAGGACCCCAACAGCCUGUUCCUGUCAUGUGUGUGGAGCUUCAUGUCUCUGAAGUGGGCCUUUGUGCUCUCGUUGUCUGCCCACCGCUACCGCAAGGAGUUUGCUGACAUCUCCAUCCUCAGUGACUUUUAACCAUGCCUAACAACAACACAAACAACACACACACACACACACCGCAGUACACACUUUUACAUACCCCCCUAGUAUAUUCAUGCACUUACACCCUGACCCCUGACACGGAACACACACACACACACACACACACUACACACCACACACCUGGACCUAGCUUCUUAGGGGGUAAGAAGACAGAAGAGGAAAUGAAUGAGUAGAAGUGAAAGGUGAGAAUGGGGCAUAAAUGGGUGAGGAUGUUAAAUGAGAGCCCAUGGAAUUUCUAUCUUUCUUUCUUAUGCAGUGUCUUUUUCUAUCUUUCCAACAACCCCUCUCUGUCAUCCACUCUUUCUCAUUCUGCCUUUCUCUAUCAGACAUGGCUGUUUUUUAACGACUGUAUUUUCAGUGUCAUCUCUUCAUGUACAAUUGCAGUAUGUAUGUGUGUUGCAUCUCUAUGCUUCUCCUAACACAGGUCUUCAUGUGAUAUCCGCCAUUUUUUAUACCUAACCACACAAACCAGUUUGGUCUGCAUCACGUCUCAAUAUAUACAAUUUCACUUCAUAAAAAAAGGAACUGUUAUGUGGGGUGGAAAAAUCAAAGGCAAAAGAAACAUUUUACCACUACUUUGGCUUGUGAUGCACCAUUUUCACCACAUGGUGGUGCUGCGCCACUUUUUUGUUGUUUCCUUGGCAAAUGAAACAGGGUCCAUUUAAAUCCACACACAUCCUGCAUGCAACACAGCGCGCGCGUAUCCUCUUGUCGACUGUCAGCCGUCAUAGACACCGCAGCCAGAACAAGCGCACCACAGCCAUGUCCCCACUGAGACAGGAUUGCACUUUAUUGCCUGCUUGUGUCACAGGGCAUUCGAUAGGCCCCUUGAAAAGUAUGGAAAGCAAAUGUCUGGUGUCUGUAAGUGUGGCCAGGAGGAAUCUCUGAGGCAUUCUACUCUUGUGAAGCUUUUACCAUUUUAAUCCACAUCUCUGUACAGAUGUGAUUUACCAAACAUUUUUUUAUGCAGUAGCAUGCUGAUAUUUUUAUUUACGUUAUGAACUCCUAAUGUUGUGGGGGGCUUAAACAAUGUUGAGAUUAAACUGUCAAUUCUUCACUGUUAGAUUAACAGAUGUGAAACAUAAUGAUUUAAGUGGGAAUGUUGGCAUAGCUGUUUGUCAGAGAGCAUUGUUUUUGGUUGUUGUUGGGUGGGUUUGCUUGUCAGAGGCUAUCUGAAGAUAAACAAGAGUAAGGGACUUUCGUUUCUUUAAAGUUUGUAGCAUUUUACUGGUUAUUGUUCGAAGUUGAUGUUUAAGAUGAUCUUUGCCCGAGUGAUGACAUCAGGAGAAAUGUUAAAGACUUCACACAAUGUCUUUCUGCUGAGGCCAUGAUGUCUCAGGGUCACAAGCCAGUCCAAAGACAUCGGCGUCCAAUAACCUGCACAAACCAGCGAGUGUGCAUGUCCCUUCACAAGUGUUUAUUUUUAUUACAAUUGUCUUUUAUUACAGAUAGGCUUAUUUACAGAUAGGCCUUUGUAGUAGCAUUUUACAGCAGUUAUUUUUUUAAAUCGUUUCAUUAUCAGGUAAAUAUAUCUGUGCAACAUAAUGUACUGUCAUAGCAAGAGCCAAUUCCAUGUAUGACAUAUGUGUGUGUAUGUGCAGUCAUAAUGUGAGAGAGGCCCACUAAUAAAAUGUGCUUUUAUGAGA